UAAGCCUAUGAACAGUACUUCAGGCCUGGGGAAUGUACUGGAUUCAUCGUUUGGCCAGUCAUCUGAGGACUUCAAGUGUGGGCUCUCUCAGCAGUACGGGGUAAUUGAAUUCCUUAGGUUUGGCUUUUUGAAGUGAGUUUGUUGAACAGACAAGCUGGCCUUCCCUCAUAGAAAACGUUUUGAGCCGUUUGGACACAACAACCAUGACAGGUUUUGGAUACCACAUCUGUUCAGUUGGCGUUGCACAGAUGGGUCGCGGAGCAGUAAAUACAUUCAUGAAGCAUGGUCGGAACUCGGCGUUGUACAUAUUCAACUUCUGGAAAGGGCGACGAAAAGACAAAGACUCGCCAACCCCCGCCCCUGAAGAAUACAGACUUUACCUAGAAGACCAAUAUGUUCGUGAUUCGUGUGUGUCGGACGGUGACCUCAUAGAGUUAAUCCACCAACCAAAGGGACUGUGUCAUGAUGAGUGGCUUGCAACACAUACUAUCUCCUUCUUUGAACAUAUCAACCUCAUGUAUGGGACUAUAUCUGAGUAUUGUACAGCGACGGGAUGCACUGCCAUGACAGCACCUUGUAAUACACAAUACUAUUGGUUGGACGAAAAAGGCAAAAAAUGUAAAUGUGCUGCCCCUCAGUACGUGGACUAUGUCAUGACCUAUAUACAAAAGACAAUUGCGGAUGAAUCGAUCUUCCCAACCAAAUAUGGUCAAGUCUUCCCGUCAGACUUUGAGGCGAUGGUCAAGAAGAUUCAUCGACUGUUAUUCCAUGUGUUAGCACAUCUUUACCACGCUCACUUCAAGGAAUUAGUCCAACUCAGUUUGCAAGGACAUCUGAAUAUUCUCAUGAAACACUUCAUGAUCUUUAACACGAAAUUUAACCUCAUUGACGAAAAGGAUGUUGAUAUCUUAGACGAUUUAACGCGAGUGUUGCUAUCGAACCAUAACACGUCAACGGAGGAUAAAGAGAAUAGUAAAACAAACCAGGACAAUAGUAACGAAACAUUGAAAGAUGGCAAAGACGAUAAGGACUCUAAGGAGUUGAAAUCAUGGUGGUGAUGACGCUGUCUUUUAGUUUAGGGUUACUCAGGACGUUUGGAGGUUCAUCGGGUGAUGGAAGCUGGAAUGCAAUGUGAAUGGUCAGCUGACCAAUACAUCGCUUCUCUUACCUUGGCGGCAGACCUUCUCGCAAGGAAACGCGGUUGUACGUUAUGUGUUUGUUUUGAGGUUGUAAAUUUCACUGAUGUUUUUUGGGCAUCACAUUCAGCUGUACGUAAAUAAACGUUGACAAAACCAACUUCGAUCAUCAUGUCAUAUUUGAUCAAGGUAGCUUUAAAUGUUGAUAAAAGAGUUGUUACAUGUUAUUUACCAGUUCCAGUGUGUUUAACGAGGACUGCUCCUAUAAUAGUGUGCUAAUGAAUCCUUCUCCUUCAAGAAAAUAUUGACCAAUAAUGCUGUGUACCUCUACCUCAAAGUGUAGUAAUUAUUUAGGCCUUUCCUUGAAAUGAUCUGCGCAAGUUGAUAGUCAUUGCAGCAUGUGAUAAGUGUGGUCUUCAGUUGAAUGCCGGCCACAUCUUCAUGGUUUUAAGAUGGGUAGGGACCAACUACACAUAGAUAUGAAUCGCUAUCAGAACAAUAUGAGGAAAUGUACCUCUGAUGCCCAAGCUUUAGGUGUGACCUUGUUCAAUUGACUGUUGAGUCAUUCUGCACAGCUUUGUUAGUUACAAUCGGAGCAAUAUUUAGAUUGAAAGGGGAGUAGAUGCAUCAAUGCCUUGUUGUAAAAGGGUUCAGAGUGCGAGUCACAUUGAUGUUUCUUGAUGGUCCCUACAUGGUAGGAGCAGGACCUAGCAUUGCCCCUCUUUUCCUUCACCUUUUCCUCACACCGACAGAGCAGUAGCAUGAUUGAGGGAAGCCAAAUCUAGCCAGUAAUUUAGAUGUAAGCUGGUUUGGCUUGACAAUGACAUCAUCCUGCUUUGUGUUGUGAUCACUGGAUGCUAUUUUGUAAACUAUACACGAUUGGCCAGGAGUCACAGGGUUAUUUCUAACAGAUGGCUUGAUCGAUGGUUGCUUUUCGCAGCCAGGUUUUCAAUUUUUUGAACAUCUGACCUAAGAAAGUGAUUAUCACCCGCUAGACGGGUCUCAAUGCAACGUCCAUUAUCAUGUAUUUCUAUCAUGGCUAUUCAUGAACGGAAGCACUAAUCAAGCUGACUGAGCAUCUAUAUUUCCACCUCGGUGAAGAAGCUUUGAAAACACUCUGUGAACAGGAACUUGGAACAUAUUGAAAAGUACCCUAAAUGCUUGCCGGGUGAUAAUCAGCUUAAUUCUUUUCAGCUGUGCUGUGUCAACUGGUGGAUAGUUGGUAGUUGCAGUCCAGCCAGACUUUUUUCAGCCAAGCUGUAUAAUGAGGUUAUGCCCCCUCCCUUAAUGUGCUUGGUGUUACUUGACUUUAACUUUAACUCAUCCAGAUGUUAUGAUGAUUAUAUACGGUUGGGAAUUCAACGUUCUAUGUGAUUUUAUUCAUUUAAUGUGUAUUUAUUCAAGAUUAUGACCAGAGAGGUUUGGCAAUGUCACGACUUUUGGUUAUGUUAAGAUCUGUAUCUGGUAUCCACUCAAUAUUUGAACACCAAUGUCUAAUAACUUCACAACGAUUAACGGGUACUUAGAUCAGUUGUGUCAUUAUGUACACUACAAUAUCAUGCUGCAAUGCAUGGCACAGUAUUAGUCUAUCACUGCCAAAUGUCACAGCACAGAAAGCCAUGUUGAGCAUGGUAUGAUCCGAAAGGAGGUAGCUGAAAGUGGGCAUACGUUGGAAGUCUGAUUCAUAGUCAACUCUUGGGACAUUACCAGACCUCUUCGUCAUCCUAGAUGUGAAUAGUAAUCAUAAUUUGUUUUAAAACCUCUCGUGAGAACAUUUUGUCUGCUAUGGUUAACCGCUAUUACUGACAGUAAGUUAUUCUGCUGUCGGAAUUGUAAGUUGAAAGUGAGAUUGUUUCCAUUCUCAUGAUUUAGAGGGCAGGGAGGCAGGAUGUUUUUUUCCAGUCGAGGGUAUGAAGGCUGACUAUAUUUGGAAAGAAUCAAGGGUUCUCUUGUCCAUAUGGCUCAGUAUCAGUGUCUGCCAUGACUGAAGAAAUCCCAUCUUGUCUUUCAGAACCAUGCAUUUUCUUUGUAUUUAAAGAUGAUUAGAUGUGCCAUGUGGGAUAACUAUUGAAAGUAUUGUGUAAAUAUACAUGUAUAUAUGUAUUAUGCAGGAGUUAUAAUAAGGCAGUUUUUGAUGCUGCGUUGAGAGUGGUGGUCCUGACUGUCGAACUGCUGUGAUGCCCCAAGAUGUCACCCAGGGACUGAGUGAGAUGUUUGACUAGGAGUGAGUUUAUAGAUGGAGACCGGGUCUCGGGCACCUGGGCCUAUUUUGAACAACUACACCCUGAUGGGGACAGUGGCGAAACAUUGGGGGUGCCAAGUGGUAUGACAGAGCAGCCACUAACUUGACCUAAGAUGAACAAGAGGCAUUGACCCUGUUGACAAACACGCAGCCUUGUAUUUGGCAUCCUUGUCAUGUUAUGUGGCAAACAUUUUUCUCAGUCCGUCGAGGUGAUGAUGUAUUUUCAGCGGUACCUUGGUACCUGCGAUCUCUUGUGAUAGCACCAGAAUUAUAGUAGAGGUGUAAAACGGUUUAGAAUAUUUAUACUGUGCUGUAUCUCAUUCAUGCUUUCGUUGAGGUGUUUGGAAAAAGUCCACAAUUUCAUUAAAUAUAUAGAAGGAUAUUGCAAUGAGAAUCAGUUCAAUUGUCAGACAUGAAUAGAACUGUUUGAGAUGUUAAUGCUGGAUAGUGCUAAAGGUUUUUGUACAAACGUACUUACUUCUUGUUCAAAACCAUUUCAUUCGAUAUUAAGAAGUUCUCACCUUGGGUACUGAGGAUUACUGGUACUUUGAUCAAUCACUGGUAGAAAGCAACCAGAAGUACUUAGAUAUUAAACUUCAAGAGGUGUUCGUACAUUGUAUAUUUCUUUGCUUGUUUCUUACUUUCUUUGAAGUCUCUGGCGUUUGGGUCCAUGACUGAAACGUUUCUUUUUCAUUCUAUGAUCUAAAAAGGUAACAUCAGCUGAGGAGGGUACUGUAUCUGUAGAUUGUUACCCGUUGAGAUGUGGCCCCUACCUGCUCCAUGUAUUAGAGUGUUGGUCAUGCUCUCGAGACCGUUUAUUUCAUUUCCAUGCUGUGUAUAUGAUUGACUCAUUUUAAAAAUCUUACAUUUUCAUCUUAAUUUCAUGUGCUGGUGAAGAAUUUACAUUUCAGAUGUAUCUGUUUAUUGGUUUUCCUACUCUUUUUUAUUCAUGCACCAUUGCCAGAUUUGAAAACAAUGAUGGUCAUAAUGAUAGUAAUAUAUGACCUUGCUGAUACCUGAACUGAAUUCUCUGAAUUCCCUGAAGUAGUUUGGUCAUCUCAAGGACCUGAUAGUUGUAAUGCUAGUCCUAGCUGUCUAGGUGCUUCUCAUGCUUUUCCGCUUUUAUCGGUUAGGUAUAGUUACCGAGAUUGCUUUGGCUCUCUGCGAAGAAGGCACAAGGCCUAUAUUACCACACCAUUCUUCUAAAACAUGGAAUGUUAGCUUGUUUGUGUUACCAUGACAUUUUGUUGUUGUUGUUAUAUAUGUGUGGUUACCACAGCGACCAGUGGGGUUUGAAAGCUUCUCCAUAAACUGGACAUUCAGUUGGUGAUGAGCCUGGAAUACACUGCUGCACCCAGGUUGGAGUCGGCUGUCCACCAAGGACUACACCAGGGAAUACAGAGCAGACGAGGACAACCACCUUGAACAAGGUGGCAUCUGAGUAUCAGACUUGUGGUUGGAACCUGGGGUCUAUUGGCCAUUUUGUGCUUCACAGCGCUGUAUCACCAACUCCUGCAGGGGGACAUAUAAUGGAGUGCCUCUGUGGAGACCUAUGAUAGUAAAAGUCAUUGUCAAGUGCUUUGAGCCAUACUCUGAUCAUGACAUGUGCUGCACAUGUACAACAGCCUCUGGUUUUCGACUGCAGACCUUAUGCACCAAAUCACAUCCAAGUGCAAUCACUGUUCCCAUUGGUCUCUGUUGUAAUUAAUCAGCUAGCUAAUUUGCCGUGUAUUAUGUAGUUCUCUUUGCUUGAUGACAUGUUCUGGAUAUCAUUGGACACCAUUGUAAUUAUGAUGUAAAUAAAUCCCAAAUGACAUUGAA
Lineus longissimus is the source of this 5199-nucleotide messenger RNA. RefSeq names its product MOB kinase activator 2-like. Gene Ontology annotation, cellular component: cytoplasm; nucleus. Lineage: Eukaryota; Metazoa; Nemertea; Pilidiophora; Heteronemertea; Lineidae. Gene Ontology annotation, biological process: positive regulation of protein phosphorylation; signal transduction. The record is from RefSeq and is a predicted model, not a curated record. Gene Ontology annotation, molecular function: protein kinase activator activity. Bases 204 to 1058 code for a protein of 284 amino acids. The transcript has 6 exons.